AGUGUGUUUUCUGUUCUUCUGUGGGAAAGUGCACUGCCAGCAGCAGCCUGGUCCCUGGGGCUCAGCCCUCCCAGGGACUUGGGGACAUGCUGCCACCCAACUGCUCGGUGCACAGCGAGGUGGCGGAGCUGGCGGCGGCCUCGCUGCUGCUGCUGGAGUGCGUGCUGGGCGCGCUGGGCAACGCCGUGGCCCUCUGGACCUUCUUCUUCUGCCUAAAGGUGUGGAAGCCCUACGCCGUCUACCUGUUCAACUUGGUCCUGGCAGACCUCCUGCUGGCCGCCUGCCUGCCCUUCCUCGCCACCUUCUACCUGAGACACAAGACCUGGGGCCUGGGUCACACCGCCUGCCAGGUGAUGUCCUUCCUGCGGGCCCUCUGCCGUGGGUCAGGCGUCACCUUCCUCACCGCCGUGGCCCUGGACCGGUACCUCCGAGUGGCCCACCCUCGGCUCAAGGUCAACCUUCUAGCUCCGCGGGCGGCCUGGGGGAUCUCAGCCCUCAUGUGGCUCCUGGUGGCCGCCCUCACCCACCAGAGCGUGCUCCUCUCCGAGGCCCAGUGCCCCAGCUCCGGGCCCCGGACGGAGUCCUCCUUCAGUGCCGUCUGGCAGGAAGCCCUCUUCUUCCUCCAGUUUAUCCUUCCCUUUGGCCUCAUCCUAUUCUGCAGCGCCAGCAUCAUCAGGGUUCUCCAGAGGAGGCUCCGGGACCCAGACAAGCAGCCGAAGCUGCGGCGGGCGCAGGCGCUGGUGGCCGUGGUCGUGGUGCUGUUCGCACUGUGCUUCCUGCCCAGUUUCCUGGCCCGAGUCCUGCUGGCCGCCGCCCGGCGGGGGCGCAGCUGCAGGGCCCUGAGCGCCGCGGUGCACGCCUCCGACGUGGCGGGCAGCCUCACCUACCUGCAGGGCGCGCUGAACCCCGUGGUGCACUGCUUCUCCAGCCCCGCCUUCCGCCGCUCCUACCGCAGGGUCCUCUACACCCUCCGAGGCCGCGGGCCGGAGGCCGAGGCUCGGGGCUGUGAGCCCAGGGACGACGACUCCUGAGGACGCCCGCCCCCCACCCGCUUCCCCGGGACCACCGGGUCUGAGCAGUAAUGAUGGUGAGUUAGGAUUCCACACUACAAAGGUCGGGCUCAACUGUCAGCACGACCGCAGCAAGGGCUCCCACACGCCUGGCUCCCGGGAUUCCCUUCCGCUGAUUUACGUGACAGAGCAGCCAGUCGAAGGGACCCAGCCAGAGCCUCCUUUACACACGAUUCGGAUGCAGGUCAACCGCACACCCACCACUGAAGAAAGGUGCCCUGGUGGACCGGGGGUGCAGAAGGAGGCGGAAAGCAGUGUUGCCAGUGUGGUUCUGACUCCGCUUGGUCUUGGCAAGUCAUUUUAACUUCCUAUUCUUGUUUGUAAAUGCAAAAAGAAAAGAAAAAAACCUGCUCCUUUCCUACCUCUUCA
This is a messenger RNA of Camelus dromedarius (Arabian camel), 1439 nucleotides long. RefSeq names its product G protein-coupled receptor 31 (gene GPR31). Gene Ontology annotation, biological process: negative regulation of inflammatory response; G protein-coupled receptor signaling pathway. Gene Ontology annotation, cellular component: membrane. Bases 87 to 1031 code for a protein of 314 amino acids. Gene Ontology annotation, molecular function: bioactive lipid receptor activity. The transcript has a single exon. Lineage: Eukaryota; Metazoa; Chordata; Mammalia; Artiodactyla; Camelidae. The record is from RefSeq and is a predicted model, not a curated record.